CGUCUCCGUGAAGGGUUCCCACGCUGCAGCUUCACCACCCGACGCCGCCCCGCCGCGUGCUCGGAAGUUACAGGAUACUUUAAAAACAAAACCCGGACAACAGAGAACACAGUCGGCGGUCGCGUGGCUCUGACCUGAGAGGUGACAUCGGACAUGUCGGGACACCGGGUGCAGUUCGCAGACCUUCCUCCGAGUGAUCACAAAGGAAGUCCCAAAUUUCAAAAACAAACCAAAAGCAACCUGAAGGUAACCUCCCCAGAGGACAUCGAGCAUGUAAGCCGCAGACAGGCCUCUCCAAAUGGGACUUCAAGAGGGGACGCCAAAGGCAGCCGCACUGUCCCUCGAAGACACACGUUAGGGGGAGCUCGCGGCUCCCGAGAAAUUCUGGCCAUGCAGCCGCCAGACAUGGACAAGAAGAGGGAGGCCUUCCUGGAGCAUCUGAAGCAGAAAUACCCCCAUCAUGCCUCAGCGAUCAUGGGCCACCAGGAAAGGCUGCGAGAGCAGUCUUUACAGGGCAUGCUCUCCUCCCUUCACUCUGAGCUUGACAUUCAGGGGUACUUGAUGAAAAUCCAAUUGCCCCACAGAAGCAGAAGCCCAAAGCACGGCCCCAGUCCACAGCCUGGCGACCAGGUUGAUCACCUAUCCCUGGCCUCCCUGGAGUCACUGGACACCAUGUCUGAGGCCGACUCACCCACAGCAUUCACCCGUGGUAGUCGGGUUCGUGCUAGCCUGCCCGUGGUGCGGUCCACCAACCAGACAAAGGACCGCUCGCUAGGUGCACUGUACCUACAGUACGGGGAUGAGACCAAACAGAUUCGCAUGCCUAAUGAGAUCACCAGCAUCGACACCAUCAGAGCUCUGUUUGUUAGUGCCUUCCCGCAGCAGCUCACCAUGAAGAUGCUGGAGUCGCCCAGCGUCGCCGUCUACGUCAAAGACGACAUGAGGAAUAUGUACUACGAGCUUACUGAUGUCAGGAAUAUCACAGAUCACUCCUGCCUGAAGGUGUACCACAAAGACCCAGCACAGGCGUUCAGCCAUGGGCCAAGACCUGCCAAUGGCGAUGCCAGGAUGCACAGCGAGAUGGUUCAUGCCAGUCGUGAUGGCCAGCACCCUCUGAGGCAGCCCCCCAUGGGUCCCGCACCACUCCACCCCAUGCAGGGAGCACUACCACCAUCUCCCCACUCAAUGCCCCCAUCCCCCUCCAGGAUCCCAUUCAGCCCACGGCAAGGCUCCAUACCUGGCAGUGCUACUAUCCCAAGGGACCGACUGUCUAACGCCAACCCUCCGGCCCGCUCCAUCUCACCCUGUCCCAGCGCCAUCCUGGAGAGGCGGGAUGUCAAGCCAGAUGAGGACAUGAGUGGUAAAAGCCACAGUCUAGCCAGGGGAAAUGACGGGGUCUAUGCAGACCCAUACCUGCUUCAAGAGGGAAGAAUGAGCAUCACGUCUUCCCAUGGACCACACCCCAACCCUGGGCUUGAUGGACCAGAACAUGGCAUGGGGGGAUUUCACCGUGCCUCCAUCCGCUCCACAAGCUCUUACGGCGGGCCCAGCCCCACAGACACUAUGGAUCACCCCUCUCUGUACCGGCAGAAGUCCAGAAACAGCCAGCUGCCUACUUUGGGCUCCAAGACCCCUCCCCCAUCCCCUCACCGGAUGGCUGAGGUACGGAUGAUUGACAUCCAUGGUGGGCCUCCUCAUGGCGUGCCACCUCAUGGUGUUCCCAUGGAGAGAAGCUCUCCUGUGCGUCAGUCCUUCAGGAAGGAGGACAUGACAGGGACCAAGCCCCGGAGCAACAUGGGAUCACCUGUAGUCGCAGACCUCCAGGGUCACCUACAGGGGCCCAUCCCACCUGCAAGUGACCAUCAGACACGAGUGCGAAUGAAGGCUAUGGAGCAACAGAUUGCCAGCUUGACUGGUCUUGUUCAGCAUGCACUUUUAAAGGGGCCAAACACUAGUGGCACCAAGGAGACUUUAAGUGAGAGACCACCGAAGACAUCAUCUCCAGCCCACAGUGCACAUAGCUCAGGUAGUUCCCCAGUCUUGGCUCCUAAGAACAGUGCAACUCCAUCAGACAAGGGCUCAGUUCCUCUCAAAGCCAACCUCCUGCAGUUCAGGAAGAAUGUUUCUGACCUCAGGAUGCAACUCCAUCAGAUGAGACAGCUCCAGCUCCAGAACCAGGAGGCAUUACGAGUCCAUCUGAAGCGAGCAGAGCAGGAAAUCAGUGUUAAACUUGCAGAGGCCAUGCGGGGUCUGGAAGACCCUGUCCAGAGGCAGAGAACUUUGGUAGAAGAGGACAGGCACAAGUACUUGGGCCUGGAGGAGCGUGUCCUUACACAACUCAGUGAGCUGGAGCAGUAUGUAGUCUCUCUACAGAAAGACUCGGCAGCAGCACACAGAGGAGUGACCCUGAAGGACGUCGAGGAGGGAGCGGUGACACUGAGGAAGGUGGGAGAAUCUCUGGCAGGGCUCAAAGGAGAGUUCCCAGCCCUACAAUCCAGAAUGCGGGCUGUGCUCAGGGUGGAAGUGGAAGCUGUCAAGUUUUUGAAGGAGGAGCCUCAUAAACUGGACAGCAUGCUGAAAAGGGUCAAGAGCCUGACUGACACACUCAGCGGUCUGAGGAGAUGUGCUACUGAAGGCCCUCAGAAAGGACCUGAUCCUUCUGCUAAUGUCCCAGUGGUCAACAGCCCAUCAACAGUAGCAGCAGUAGCCCCUGCAGAAGCUCCUCCUGCACCAGUCCAGCCUGGCUCUACAUCAGCCCCACUAGAGCCCCAGAGCUCCACCAUCAGAUCAGAAGUGAUGCCUUCCUCUCCGGUGGUCAUCCAUCAUGUCCAGAGCUCACCGGUCCACAUCCAGCAGUCCCAGCAGUCUGCAGCCUUGACAGCUCAGCCCAGUCCACCGCUCACCCCCAGCCCCUCUCACAUCCCCAGUCCCAAAGGCCGGGAAUCUCCCAAGGGUGCAGGCUCGGAUCCACCGAGUCCCGCCCGUCAAAAGAAGACACAGGAGAACGUAGUGAGUAAUGGCAAUGGCUCUGCCAACCAGGGUCUUGUCAUAGAAGAGCUCCAGAACAGCCAGGACAAGAGCAAAAACAGAGCAAUUUCCAUAAAGGCAGCGGAGAAGGAGUGGGAAGAGAGGAGGCAAAACAUGGGUCAUUAUGAUGGAAAAGAGUUUGAGAAGAUCCUCCUGGAGGCCCAGGCCAACAUGAUGAAGGGCAUUCCCAGUCUAGAGGUAGAAGAGAACCCAGCAUUGCCCCCUGCUGCCACUGGAGAACAAGCAGAAAUCCACAACCCUGUGCAGUCACCAUCAGAAGAGCCCCAGUCUGAUUUUCCAGCCAAGAAGGGGCCUGAGAAACUCUCAAAGCCUGUGAUUGAGAAACCAGCCAAACCUGCACUGGAGAGACCCUUCAAGACUGCCAACAGGCCAGCCCCCGCUGACGGUGUUGCCAAGCAGGGGUCUGAAAAGCCCAGCAAGUCCCCACCGCCACCUCCUCCAAGGAAGACCUACGCCAGCUCGAGCUCAGGCAUGACCACCACGCGCUCUGGUGAAGUAGUCUACACCAGCAGGAAGGAAUCCGUCUCGGCUCAGGAGGGUGAAGAGGACGCUCCAUCCCCCAGUCCCCAACCCAAGCCCACCAAGGUUCCACCAGAGACCAAGCCGAAGCCAGCCACCCCUCCCCCUGUCACUUCCUCUGUUACCGGAGAAGAGGAGGAUGAAGGGGACAAGAUCAUGGCAGAGCUCCAGGUUUUCCAGAAGUGCACAGUUAAGGAUAUAGGGGUGAAAAAUGUGGUAGAACCCACCACUCGAAUUGAACCUCAAAUCAGAGAACUAAGACCGGGGGCCUUAUUGCCCCUUAAAGAGAAAAAGCAGAGCUCAGAGCCCAGUCGAGAGGAUAAAGACCCAGACACAGAUGAAAAUGGGAAUACUACUGUCCGACAGAGCCAAGGGGUCAUAUUCUAUGUGACUGGCCAGAUUCCCAAAGAGCAUCCACCCCCGUCAGGAACGGAGGAAACCCCCGAACACAGAGUGCCCACACAGCCACCAUCACAGGUGUCAAAUGUCAAUGUUAAUGACAAUUGUCCAAGCCAGCAGGAGCCGCAGCAGCAGCAGUCAAUGUCUCCGCCACCCAAAUCACCCCCACCUGUAACACCUCCACCUAUAUCACCUAAGCCUGUGGGACUGAAAGGAUUGAAACUUCCAAGGAAGCACAUUAAACGCUCUGAGUCCUUGAAGACGAGUGCAGAAAUGGAGAAGGGAAAAAUCCUCAACAAAAUUAACACUGAAAAGAAAAGUAAAGUCAUCCAGCAACAUGUUUAUUCUAGUAAGAAUAUAAUACCUGAGCCUGUGGCAACCACAACAACCAGUACCAUAAAAGAGGUGCCUAAAAGUUAUGUUGCUCCAUCAAAAAAGGCUCCUAGUGAGGAAAGUGAUUCACCUAAAGUUACCUUUGAGGACGGUAAUGAGGAGGCUAGUCUUAGUCCUGACUUACCUGGAGAAGAGGCCCCUCCACCUCCUGACAACAUAGCAUUUAUGAUCACUAACACCAAAGUGCAGGCCCUGUCGUGUGGCGAGUACCAGGAACUAGUCAAUGCCAAGAAAGGAAGUGUCCAGACUUUUACUGUAGGUAACGCCACUAACCGAGGGAACACCAAUGCGGAUCCCGCUGCGCCACACGAUAAUGGCUUCACCAAGAAGCCUGUCAUCAUUAUUUUUGACGAGCCCAUGGACAUCCGUUCAGCUUACAAGCGCCUGUCCACCAUCUUUGAAUGUGAGGAGGAACUGGAUAGGAUGCUGUCGGAGGAGCGCAUUGAGGAGGAGAGUGAGGAGUCAGACACAGAGAGGAGUGGUGAGCUGCAGGUAAAAGCUGGAGGGACAGAGUUGGCGGAUUGCAAAAAGGGCAGUUCUUCACUGGUCACUGCAGACCACGUUAGCUUAUCAUCCUCAUCUUCAUCUUCAAUCUCUGAGCUGACAGACAGUGGAGUGAAUUUAGAGUCAAAUGGUGAUGUCAAGCAGGAUGGUAAGAAGAAGUUUAAGUUUAAGUUCCCUAAGAAACAGCUUGCGGCACUGACCCAGGCGAUUCGCACGGGCACCAAGUCAGGCAAGAAGACUUUACAGGUGGUUGUGUAUGAAGAUGAGGAGGAAUGCGAUGGUACCAUCAGGCAGCACAAAGAAGCAAAGAGAUUUGAGAUUGCACGCUCAAAAUCCUUUGCAGACACAUCCAAGGCAACAGGCUCAGCCGCACUGAAGAGGCAGAACUCCGACUCACUUGUCAGGACAAAUGAGAUCCGGAAGAACACCUACAAGACACUGGACAGCUUGGAGCAGACCAUUAAGCAGCUGGAAACCACUAUCAGUGAAAUGGGACCACACACCCCUGGGGAGCCAGUCUGCACAGAGGAAGCUAGAGCAGGGAAUGGGAAAGGCCCAGAAGGAGUAGGGCUGAAGAGAUCUUCCUCGCUUCCUGCCUCCAGAGGGUCAGGCCCUAAGGUACCCAGCAAAGAUUCAUUGCUGAAGAAGACUAAACCUCAACUCCUUCCUCGCCCUGUAGUUAUCCCUACCACCACCACCACCACCACUGUCCCCAGUGACCCCAGCACUGUACAACAGAACACCAGUGUCGUUUCCCCUACUAGUCGGAUGCCCAUCCCUUUGUCUGCGAAGUCCAGGCAGUCGCCGGGUACUACUGACAAAGCAGCAAAACAGCAAAAACUGCAGGACGCUCAGAGGCAGUUCCGACAGGCUAACGGAAGUGCUAAAAGAGUGGGAGGGGAUCAUAAAACUACUUCCCCUGCUAUACCCAUCUCUAAAAUCCCUGCUUUUUAUCCUAGCUCUACUAAAGGCAGCUGCCAGUCUGCACAAAACGCAGAUGCAACUAAUCCCAUUAACCCUUCCUCUGCCUCUUCCUCCUCCUCUUCGUUGACAAAGUCCUCCAUCCUGUCCUCUCACACUCCUCGUUCCGGUUCCCUUCCCUCCUCCCACAUUCCCUCUCUGUCUAAUGGAUCCCUCAAACUCCCCACACCCUCACAGCACACAGGUAAAACUCUCUCGUUUCCCUCACAGACUCAGAAUGGUCGAGUGCACUCCUCCUCUUCAUUCUCCUCCUCCUCCUCAUCCUCCUCCUCCUCCUCCCCCUCCCCUCUGUCGCCCACACCUUUGGGCCCAGGUGGAAAGAGCAUCCGCACCAUACACACCCCCAGCUUCAACAGCUACAGGUCCCACAACGGCAGCAGCGGCAAAUCCUGCAUCCCAACAGCCACAGCAGCUAAGGACACUACCUAGCUCCAUUAUCGCCCCCCUGGCUUUACCGCACUGCAGGUAGACCUGGUCAUGUUUCAUUAUAUAUUGUUUUGGUUUGUUGGUUUUUUGAUGAUUCCAAAAGUUUUUGGAAGUAUUAAGUGAAGCACUCCCCAAUUCAUGUUUUAUUUGACACUGGCAUUCUCACACCAAUGCUUCUAUCUCCUUUAAGUUGCAUUUUCCAGUUUUGAAAAAUAUUUACUUGGAUUCUGAUUCUUUGGUGUAGCAGAUGUUCUGACAAAAUAUUUUGUAAUGGAACAAAAAAAUAUUGAGUUUUACCACUUUGUAGUUGAAGUGGAAGGCUCUUAUGAUGUUGAAAAUCUAUUUUUCUUGCUCUAGCUAUGAAUAGGGAAUUAUAGAGUUGAUGUACAAUCACAACAUACCAUGUUAAAAAUGUCUUUUAUUUUUCAAACCAGAAAUUGAAUAACCAUAGUAUAUUUAAUCUUCUAUAUUUCUUAGGUUGCCAGACAUUGAACACAGCUCUUGUAAAUGCCUUUUAUGAAUGUAUACACAAUGUAUACAGACAUUUUAAAGUUGAACUCAUUAACUUCUGUUUUCUAAGAGUAUUUUCUCAUUUUUCACCCAUAUAAACUGCCAAUUUCUUUUAGAGAUAUGUGAAACUGGUAUCAAAAGUAAAACAAGUUUUGAUUUUAGUCUGCAUAUUUGCCAAAGUUAUUGUACAAUGACUCACUUCAGGCCUAACCCAGUUACAUGAUUUAGGGGAAUUUACAUGUGUGUUGGCUGAAGUAUUGACCUCCAGUGUUUGUACUGCUGGUCUUGGUUUGUUAAGUUAACAUGUAUUGUUGUCUAAUUGUAAACUGUACUAAAAACAAAGUUAUGAAUCAGUUCUACCACAUGUACAUAGAAGCUUCUACUAAGAAAAUAAGUAGUUUUUUUUAACAUACCAAAGUUUAUUUGUAUGCAUGCCUUUCAAAUACUUUAGGAGAGUGGUGUAAAAGAAGAAUUAUGUUUGCACAGAUAGAUUUUUGUAAAUAUCUGGUUUUCUCUUGUUUUUGUAAAGCUUUAAAUCAUACUGUAAAGGAGCAAUGUGGUAAAGACAAACUGUGUUGGAGUAGUAAAAAUAAAGACUUGCAUGCUUGUAAUGCAUUGAGCUUCAAUAUUUUAA
This is a messenger RNA of Micropterus salmoides (largemouth bass), 7414 nucleotides long. RefSeq names its product sickle tail protein homolog. NCBI's taxonomy places the organism in Eukaryota, Metazoa, Chordata, Actinopteri, Centrarchiformes, Centrarchidae. The transcript is spliced from 22 exons. The coding region runs from base 154 to 6273 and encodes 2039 amino acids. Gene Ontology annotation, cellular component: cytoplasm. The record is from RefSeq and is a predicted model, not a curated record.